ACUACGAAGCAUCGUGAAAAACACCAAAAAGUUUGGGCGACAGUAAAUUUCAUGGAAAAAGACCACAGAAGAACGCAGUCCACACCAACAAAACUUGUGUGCUGUGACCUCUGGGAAUCAACAGAUUCUCCACCGUAGCAGAUGAAGCUAUUGCAGCUCUCUUUCUUCCAUUCUAUGCUAAAAUAAGACACACCAGACAUGGUUAGAGAAACCCUAGCUUCAUCGUCAUCAUCUUCCCCAAGUGGUAGCCCUGCCACCUCUAUCAAUCCGCCGCCACCGGAAGAUGCUUGGAUUAAUACCUACCAGAAAUUGAUCCCUCGCUGGCAAUCUCUCACUGCAUCUCACCAGUCAGCUAUACCAAUUGCAAUAUCUAGAGUAAAUCAGAUUGAUGCAGGCAGACUGGACAUUGAAAUGUCAGCUAUGUUAAAAGAACAGUUGGUUAAGAUCUUUUCUUUGAUGAAGCCAGGAAUGUUAUUUCAAUAUGAGCCAGAACUUGAUGCUUUCCUCGAGUUUCUCAUUUGGCGGUUUUCUAUCUGGGUUGAUAAGCCAACUCCAGGCAAUGCUCUAAUGAAUUUGCGGUAUAGAGAUGAACGUGCAAUUGAGAUGCGAGGAAAAGUCCGAACAGGAUUAGAGGGACCUGGGCUUACUGUUGCUCAGAAGAUCUUGUACUGUAUUGCAACUGUUGGUGGUCAAUAUUUCUGGGCCAGAUUACAAUCUUUUUCUGCUUUCCGGAGAUGGGGUGACUCUGAGCAGAGAUCUUUAGCACGCUGGGUUUGGCUGUUAAUACAACGUGUAGAAGGAAUUUAUAAGGCAGCAUCUUUCAGCAACCUCCUCCUAUUCCUUUACACUGGAAGGUAUAGGAGUCUUAUUGAGAGAGCUUUGAGAGCAAGGCUUGUUUAUGGAAGCCCUAACAUGAAUCGAGCUGUAAGCUUUGAGUACAUGAAUCGUCAGUUGGUGUGGAAUGAAUUCUCGGAAAUGCUGCUACUGCUUCUUCCCCUGCUCAACUCAUCAUCCAUAAAAAACAUUCUUCGUCCAUUCUCAAAGGACAAAUCCUCAAAUUCUGCAACUGAUGAAACCUUGUGUCCCAUCUGUCAAGCGAUUCCCACGCUUCCUUUUUUAGCCAUCCCUUGUCAGCAUAGGUUUUGUUACUACUGUCUUCAAACUCGGUGCUCUGCAGCUCCAUCAUUCCGGUGCCCAAGGUGUGGCGAGCUGGUUGCAGCAAUGCAGCGACAUGGUGGUUCAGCCAGUACGUAAACGAUGAAUAUUUGAAAGGUCAAUCACAGUAAUUGGAGCUAUAACGGAGAUAUAGUAAUACUAAAAAAGCCCGAAAGAUGGCAUUACUUACGAAUCACAAUCAAAAUUCAUUCCAAUGAGCAAACCAAUUUUUUUUUUUUACAACUUUAUAUGCUCAGGUGAAGUAGCUUUCUUUAGAUGGCAUUCAUUGAUUCAGCUUUGCAGGAAUGUGCAUAAAUCCCUUCUUUACUACAAAUCCAGUUGGUCCCCACCCCUUUAAAAAAAGUACGGAGUAAUUUUUAAUGUAGAUCAUAUUCACAUUAUGUGUACGUUUGUGACUAUAAUUGCAUAUAUAUAUUUUCAAAUCUUAACAA
Messenger RNA from Ipomoea nil (Japanese morning glory), 1607 nucleotides. Its product is annotated as peroxisome biogenesis protein 2. Lineage: Eukaryota; Viridiplantae; Streptophyta; Magnoliopsida; Solanales; Convolvulaceae. Gene Ontology annotation, cellular component: peroxisomal membrane. The coding region runs from base 199 to 1254 and encodes 351 amino acids. Gene Ontology annotation, molecular function: zinc ion binding. The record is from RefSeq and is a predicted model, not a curated record. Gene Ontology annotation, biological process: protein import into peroxisome matrix. The transcript has 8 exons.